This is a messenger RNA of Vombatus ursinus (common wombat), 3368 nucleotides long. RefSeq names its product NACHT, LRR and PYD domains-containing protein 3-like. The transcript is spliced from 12 exons. The record is from RefSeq and is a predicted model, not a curated record. Gene Ontology annotation, cellular component: cytoplasm. NCBI's taxonomy places the organism in Eukaryota, Metazoa, Chordata, Mammalia, Diprotodontia, Vombatidae. Gene Ontology annotation, biological process: regulation of inflammatory response. Gene Ontology annotation, molecular function: protein binding. The coding region runs from base 1 to 3267 and encodes 1088 amino acids.
AUGUCUUGGAAUGGCAGCUGCAGAUUGGUCCAGUACUUGGAGCACCUGACAGAUGAAGAGAUGAAGAAAUUCAAGUUGUUCCUUUCAGACUCUCUUCCCCGAGGACGCAUGGAAAAUGCUGGUCGGACAGACAUGGCCACGUUAAUGGUUGACCAUCAUGGACAGCAGGAAGCAUGGGACAUGGCUGUCAGUAUCUGGGAGAAGAUGGGUCUAACAGAACUGUGGAAGCGAGCUAGGACAGAAGACUCAUUGAUUUGUAAAGACCCGUUAAUACUAGCUGUUUCAGCAGAAAGACAAAAGUACAGAAGGCGAAUGAGAGAGAAGUUCCAGUUGCUGAGGGAUAGGAACUCUCGUCCUGGAGAACAUGCAAACUUACACCACAGAUUCACACGGCUGCUUCUUCUCCAGGACCAUCGUCACAAGGAACAGAAAGAGCAUGAGCUCCUGGCCAGCGGAUGGCAACAUGCUGAGAUAAUGAAGCAGAGAGGGCAGUUUUUAAUGGUGACAGCUUUAUUCGACCCUGAUGAGAAGACAGGAGUUCAUCCACGGACAGUUGUUCUUCAGGGGGCUGCUGGGAUUGGGAAAACAACCCUGGCCAGAAAGGUGAUGCUGGACUGGGCAGAGGGAAAUCUCUUCCAGGACAGGUUCCACUAUGUUUUCUAUAUUAGUUGCAGAGAAAUGAAUCAGUUGGUGAAAAGAGAAAUAAGUUUAGCAGAUUUGAUUGCUAAUGAUUGGCCUGGCUUAGAAGUUCCCAUAACUGAGAUCAUGUCCCGCCCAGAGCAAUUACUAUUCAUUGUUGAUGGUUUGGAUGAACUGAAAUUUCCCUGUGAUGAGCACAGGUAUGAUCUCUGUAGAGACUGGAGACGGCAGUGGCCAGUGCACAUCCUCCUGAGUAGUUUACUGAGGAAAGUCAUGCUUCCCGAAGCCUCCUUAUUAAUCACUGCAAGAUUCACUGCGCUGGGGAAAUUUAGUUCCCUAUUAGAGACUCCACGCCAUGUAGAGAUCCUGGGAUUCUCUGAGGAGGAGAGGAAGGAAUAUUUCUGUAGAUUUUUCAGAGAUGAAGAUUUAGCCCAGAGGGCUUUUAGUUUGAUAGAAGAUAAUGAAAUCCUGUUCACUAUGUGCUUUGUCCCCUUAGUGAGCUGGAUUGUCUGUACUUGUCUGAAACAACAGAUGGAGAGAGGACAAGAUCUGUCACAAGUUUCCCAAACUGCCACUGCCCUGUACAUAUGCUAUCUUUCCAACUUAUUCACCCCUGGUGAAAGAAUAUGUUCGAAUCAGACCUUGAGAGGUCUGUGCCAGUUGGCAGCUGAGGGAAUCUGGGGAAGGAAAAUCCUAUUUGAUGAAGAGGAUCUCAGGAGGCAUGGACUACAGGUAACUGACGUCUCUGCCUUCCUAGACAUGUACAUUUUUCAGAAAGACAGUGGCUGUGAAAACUACUACAGCUUCAUUCACUUGAGUUUCCAAGAAUUUUUUGCUGCUGUGUUCUACGCACUGUGGGGUGAGAAGGUGGGAAGCAAGAGUCCUGUUGCUGCCCACGCAGGGGUCAAAGGUGUUUUAGAAGAGUGCCAGGAGACUGACUCCAGUUUUGUGACACUAACUGUGCAUUUCUUGUUUGGCUUCUUGAGAGCAGAGACAGCAAGGAAGCUCGAGGAAAUAUUCAGUUGCCAGAUGUCACAGGAAAUAAAAUUAGAGUUACUGCAGUGGGUACAUUCAGAAAUUGAACGGUGCCAAAAGUCUUCCCUUCCUGGGCAAGUGCUAGAAUUAAUGGCCUUUUUAUAUGAGGCACAGGAUGAAGAGUUUUUAACAAUGGCAAUGCAUCACUUCCAGGAGAUUACUUUAAAUAUCCGUACCAAGAUACAAUUCUUAAUUUUAGCUUUUUGCCUUAAGCAUGGCCAUGAGGUAUGCAGAAUUCACCUGGAUAUAAACUACAGGAUUUCCUUAGCAUCAGUACAAUAUCUCCAUUCUUUCUCCCAUAGGCUGAGGCAUUGCCAUCUUUCUGCUUUUACCUGGAGAGAGCUAUUUUCUGUGGUCAGCAGGAAUCAGAAUCUUAGAGAGCUGGAUCUCAGUAGUAGUCACCUUGGAGAUUCAUCCAUGAUGAUACUUUGUUCAGAACUGAGAAAUCCGGAUUGCACACUGCAGAAACUCAGGUUGGAUAAUUGCCAUCUCACUGCUGCUUGUUGUCAGGAUCUCUCUUAUGCUCUUGAGAGCAACCGUCACCUGGAAAACCUGAAUUUAAGUGUUAAUUCUCUUGGAGAUGAUGGGAUGAAGCUGCUGUGUAAGGCCUUAGGAAACCAGGAUUGUAGCUUACAGGAACUAAGAAUGUUCUGGUGCGAUCUCACAGACACUUGUUGUAAGGAUCUAUCAUCAACUCUCAUUCAGAACCAGAACCUUUUGCAUCUGGACCUAGCAGCCAAUGCCCUGAAGGAUGAUGGAAUGAAGUUGUUGUGUGAGGCCUUGAAGCAUCCAUACUGUCAGCUUCAGAAUUUGGUGUUGUGGAAAUGUGAUCUCACCUCUGUUUCUUGUGAAUAUCUCUCCUUUGCUCUCAUCAGCAACCGAAGUCUGACCCAUUUGGAUCUGAGUGGUAAUAGCCUUGGUAACGAUGGGAUAAAGUUUCUAUGUGAGGCCUUGGGAAACCAGUGUUGUAGGAUAAAUUCACUGAUGUUAAGAAGUUGUGGUCUCACUGUUUCUGGCUGUCAGGAUCUCUCCACUGCUCUCAAGAGAAACAGAAGUGUGACCCAUUUGAAUCUGGCAGAUAAUGCCCUGGGGAAUCAUGGAGUCACUCUGCUCUGCGAGGCCCUGGGAUACCCAGACUGUCACCUAAAGGAACUGAAGUUGCAAUGUUGCUAUUUUUCUGAAGCUUGCUGUUGGGAUCUCUCCAUGGCUCUGAAGAGCAACCAAAAUUUAACUCAUCUGAACCUGGGGGGUAACACCUUGGGUAAUGAUGGAGUAAAACUUCUAUGUGAGGCCUUCAGGGAUCCAAGCUGCAGAUUGCAGGAAAUAAAGAUAUGGAGAUCCUAUUUCACUGUAGAAGGCUUUCUCCAUCUCUUUGAUGUACUCAAAAGUAACCACAACUUGACCCAUUUGAAUAUUGCUGGAAACACACUGGGAGAUUAUGAAGUGAAUCUAUUGUGUGAGGCUUUGAAACAUCCAAAUUGCAACCUGCAGAAGCUGACACUCAGCAGAUGGCAAUUAAGUGAAGAAGCCCAAAGAAUGCUGGAUGACAUAAGAGAGAGCCAUCCUCAUCUGACAAUUGAAUCUUCCAACUGAUUCAAUUCAGUAAGUGUUCAAAGAAUAAUUGAUGUGGACUAAGACCCAUGCUAGUUGCUACAGCAACAUUUGGAGAGAAAUCACUUUGCAGUAGUCUAAAU